Molecule: messenger RNA, 1383 nt
Organism: Cheilinus undulatus (humphead wrasse)
Lineage: Eukaryota; Metazoa; Chordata; Actinopteri; Labriformes; Labridae
Gene: ankrd33ab
Product: ankyrin repeat domain 33Ab
Exons: 4
Coding region: 1-1383 (460 amino acids)
Molecular function (GO): protein binding
Source: RefSeq, a predicted model, not a curated record
AUGGCCACUGCAGCUGAGGACCCUCACCUGGGCUCAGGCCCAGAUGAGGAUGACUUGUCCCUGUCAGGGGGUGACUAUGAUUCAGACAGCCUCCUCUCUGAUGAUUCAGUUCUUCCUGACUAUACAUCAGAGUGUGAAAAUGGGCGCCUGGCAUCAACGUUUUAUCAAGCAUGCACCCGCAACGAGCCUGUCUCUCUGCGGAAAAUUCUGGAGAGAGGGGUCACAAAGGAGGAGGUCAUGGAGCUGGACAUCAACAACAUGAAUGGCCUGAUGGUGGCUUGCUGCAAAGGAUAUUUGGAUGUUGUGUAUGGACUUCUCAACUGUCCCUUCAUAGACAUUAAUCACCAGGACAAUGAAGGCAACACUGCUCUGAUGAUUGCAUCACAGGCCGGUCAUGUGAGCACAGUCAUGUAUCUCUUGAACUACUUUCCGGGUAUAGACACUGAAGUCAGAGACUGUCGAGGUUUCACAGCUCUCAUCAAAGCUGCUAUGACCGGUCGCACUGAUGUCAUGGCUGCACUUAUUAUGGCUGGAGCUGAUAUACAUGCAGUAGACACCACAAAAGGAAAAUGUGCUCGGGACUGGGCAAGAAAAACUGGUCGCUAUGACACCCUCUAUCGUCUCCACCGCCUUAACUUGCGGCCAAAAGCUGAGCAGUUCUGUGAGAGCUACAUACCUGAGUGGCCUGACCUGAAGGAGAGGGUAGCCAAGGCCACAGCUGAGAAAAGUCCAAGGGAAAAAAUUACCCAGCGGCUCAAAAACACAUUUGGAUUCAGAUUUCCUCGUGAUCCUGAGGACAACGGGUGCUUGGAUCACAUGGUGCGCAUCACCACCAGUGUCCACAGUCCCUUGGUUUGCACUGGAUGCCGUCCACUCUGUCCAACAAGUCCUCCUGAGGUAGGGAAGAGGCGGCUGGCAGUCCCAGAGCUGGUGGAGAAACACACAGAAAAGGCAUUAGAAGAGAGUUCAGUGUGCCACAGCGAUAGCUCAGUGUCACACAUCAUACCCACAAUCCAAUCUGCAGAGUCUAUCACUGCAACAUGCUGUGCCGACAGUGAACGACGAGGCAGCAUCCUCUCUCUUGCUUCCACCAAAGUUGCUUCUACGUUUCUGCCCCGCAGUAUGGCAAGACGAAACAGCGUGUUCCCCUCUGGCUGCAUCCCCCAGAUCAACAUCAGCAGGCCUACAGAGGCAACGCCAAAGAAAGAAAAGAAGAAGAAAAAAAUGGACAAGGGCUUCCUGGAGCCACCCAAGUGGAAGUACAAGGAGAUCAAGGAUGAGAAAAAGAAGGAGAAGAAGAAGGCUGAGAAAGAAAAAGAAAAGGCAGAGAAGGACAAAAAAGAAAGCAAAAAAGAAAAAGACAAGAAGAAGAUAAAAAAUUGA